Messenger RNA from Sciurus carolinensis (gray squirrel), 4984 nucleotides. RefSeq names its product dehydrogenase/reductase 7B (gene Dhrs7b). Gene Ontology annotation, molecular function: oxidoreductase activity. The transcript has 7 exons. The record is from RefSeq and is a predicted model, not a curated record. Gene Ontology annotation, cellular component: membrane. Lineage: Eukaryota; Metazoa; Chordata; Mammalia; Rodentia; Sciuridae. The coding region runs from base 54 to 1220 and encodes 388 amino acids.
UCACUCAGCGGCUUAUUCUCUGGUCUUCUGUCUGUCUGGUUUUGUUUCUACUGAUGUCAGCCUACAGUCCUUUAAACCAGGGGCUCUCAGUCUGCUAUUCCAAAUACAGCCCACAGACCACUCAUCUCUGGGUUGUUCCAGCAUUCCAAGGAGGUGGUCCUGUGGACUUACAGAUAUCUUCUGGCUCCUGGGCUCAAGGUCAAAAGGCAAGAGAAGACACUGGUGCUGGGAUCCACCACUGGCUUUGUAGCUGCCAUCUGAGGAAGAGUCUGCUGAAGGAGAAGGUCAUGGACUUGAUGACCUCUACUGCGACCCUGCCUCUGUUAUUUAGCUGCCUGGGCAUCUUUGGUCUCUUUCGGCUGCUGCAGUGGAUGCGCACAAAGGCCUACCUGCGAAAUGCCGUGGUAGUGAUAACAGGCGCCACCUCCGGACUGGGAAAAGAAUGUGCCAGAGCCUUCCAUGCUGCAGGUGCUAAGCUGGUGCUCUGUGGCCGGAAUGUAGAGGCCCUCGAAGAACUCACCAGAGAGCUCAUGGCUUCUCAUGCCUCCCAGGGGCAGACGCACAAGCCUUACACAGUGAUCUUCGACCUCGCAGACACUGGGGCUACUGUUGCUGCAGCAGCUGAGAUCCUGCAGUGCUUUGGCUAUGUAGACAUACUCAUCAACAAUGCUGGGAUCAGCUACCGAGGGACUGUCAUGGACACCACAGUGGACGUUGACAAGAGGGUCAUGGAGACAAACUACUUUGGCCCCAUCGCUCUAACAAAAGCACUCCUGCCCUCCAUGAUCAAGAGGAGGCAAGGCCACAUCGUCGCCAUCAGCAGCAUCCAGGGCAAAAUCAGCAUUCCUUUUCGAUCAGCAUAUGCGGCCUCCAAGCAUGCAACCCAAGCCUUCUUUGACUGUCUGCGUGCUGAAAUGGAACAGGAUGAGAUCCAGGUGACUGUAAUCAGCCCCGGCUACAUCCAUACCAACCUCUCUGUAAAUGCCAUCACUGCUGACGGGUCCAGAUAUGGAGCUAUUGACAAGAACACAGCCCAGGGCCGAAGCCCUGCAGAGGUGGCCCAAGAUGUUCUUGCUGCUGUGGGGAAGAAGAAGAAAGAUGUGAUCCUGGCUGACUUGCUGCCUUCCUUGGCCAUUUAUGUUCGAACUCUGGCUCCUGAGCUCUUCUUUAGCAUCAUGGCCUACAGGGCCAGAAAGGAGCGAAAAGCUAAGAAUUCCUAAUCCUGGCCAGAGCUAGCAACUCCAACCAAUUCAAGCUAUGAUGAGAAGCAAUAUCUCCCAGGCUUGACUGCUCUACCAGGGAUAGGUGUGCUUGAAACUUUAAUGGUGAUUUGCCCUCCAGAUAGAAAAGACUGAAGAAACAUUUCUCCUGCAGGUUCAUGGUGCAGCCUCUGCAGAUGGAGAACAGGAACCAAACAGGCAAUGAGCUUCUUCCUAGGGGUGAGGAAUAAACACUUAAGGAAUAAACAUGGAGAUGGGUUUCAGUUCUAAAAAUAUGAAAUAAAUGAUAGGAACAGUAAGAGUCAUAAACCUCAGUGACUAGAAGAACCAUAUGUCCUUGAAUUUCAGCCUUGAUGAUUGUUAGAAAAUGUCUAUCUUGGAAUCAGAUGUCAUAACAUCACUUGAUCCAGAUGUUCUCGUGUUUGACGUAUCCAAGAUCACUUAACCAAUUUGCUUUGGCAGAGACAACCUCCAGCACUUGGGAGAGAAGGUUGCAGUUAUAGGAAAUCGUUAUUCAUAUCCCUUUCCAGGGUCCUGUGAAAGCCCAUUCAACACAGAAAAUGGUGGGCUAGUGUGUGAUGGGUUAUGUGGUACAUCCCAAAUAAUCCUGGCUUUAGCACUAAAAGCUAUUCCCUAUAUUCCUGCUGACUAUAACCACUGCCUUGCAGGAUGCCAGGCACCACUCAAAGCAGAUGAAUUUCCUAAAGAGGUAGCAGCCAUAAGGAAGACCCCUGCAUGGCCCUAGACAUCCGCUAGAAAAAGAAACCUUUAGAGACUGACCUGGUGAGCAGAGAGUUGAAGCAGUAGCCGAUUUCCUGGUGGAGGGAGUUCAUUCACUCAUUAUUGCCAGAAAGGCAGCCUGGGUCCACCUUUGAUUUAUUAAAAGUACAUAGUUGAGGUUCUUCAAUGAGUUCUUCAUUUAGGGAAAAUUUUUUUCCUACUAAUGAAACUGAAGUUGAAAUAGUAGGUCUAUUAUAGACUUCCCCAAGUUGGAAUAAAAGUCUCUUAGCAAAUGAUGCUGAUGUCUUGCACUGACUUAACUCUGGCUCUGUUCAACUCUUGUUUUAAACAGCUGCCUCUGACAGAUGAUAAAGAUAGUUACAAGAGCCUGGGUUUAGGGCACUGGAGGCUUUCAAGUUUCCUGGGAGUAGAAGAACAAGUGGGUGAUUAGAUCUGGUGCCCUGGCUCACAACACAUCCUGUGGACAUUCCAGAAGCCUUGGAUGGAUGAAGUGUGAAUAUAGACAAGGAUGAGUGGUUCUUCAUCUUCCACAGGAAUCACCACCCCAUUCCUGACAUAGGAAAGAAAGUUUCUCAAUGUCCAGGGUGGGCUGGAGCCGAGGCAGCAGCAACUGUUCCAGAAUUAGUCCAGUCUCAAGUCAAGUGAAACUGCCAAGCAUGUGGCAAGUUCAAGGAGAGGGCUCUCCCUCUAAGUGAAGUGAAAGAACACCUCUCCUUAGACAUUUGUUGACUGGCACUUUUAGAAUGACCCAUGUCCAGCUGCUGUCCUUUCCUGUCCACUAAAUAAGAUGGUCAGCAUUGGAUAUACUGCCCUCAGAAAAAAGAGUUCAGCAAUGGUGUCCUCCAUCUUCAGAAGACAGGGAAUCUCACAGCCACUGUUCAAGGUAUUGCUUUGGGAGCCACUGUGGCAGGUGGCUAUGAGCCACGAAGCCCUAUGAGCCUGCAGCUGUGGUGCAGGAAGCUUGGAACCUUAGGUUCAUUUCACCAUGUGGAUGCUUAAGCCAUGUCCAGUGGUGAACAUGUGGUGGUUUCUUUACCUAACAUUUUUAAAAACUUUCUAAAAUGUAUAAUUUUCCCAUAUGAAUAGAAAGUAUAACGUAAAAUGUAAUUAUUAACAUCUAGGAAAAUACAGCUACUUGCUAGAGGCUGAGCAUGGGGCUCCCUGCUCUUGAGGCUGACAAAUUCCAGGGGAGUGUUAAUGUUAGAUGAUGCCUGUAGCCCCAGAGACCAUGUUCCAAAUGGCCUGUCAUCAGUGUGCUUCAAGUUCUCUGUUGCUCCUAAAAUGUCAUUUCAGGUACCUCUGGAAUUAAGCAAGCAUUUCUGGAGAGAGCACUGGUUUGGACAAAUGCAAGACCUCCUGAGGCAGCCUGUUCUCAUGUGGAGGGCAACUAGUGCAUCUUCCUGUGACUGAGCCUCCACCUGCACAGCCUGCCUUCAGUUUGUGGCCUCUGAACAACCUUCAUUUUAAUCUUGAACUUUUCGAAACAGUGUUUGAAUGUAAGAACUUGCCACCAGGGGUAGCCAUUUUGCUGCUGUUCCAGUUUAGUUUUUCUGUUCUGGGAGGUUUUUUUGUUUUUGUUUUUUGGGCCCUCUUUCAAUCUUGAAUUCUGCUGGGAGGUCUGAAAAACACUGUUUAAUUGGUUCUGCCUUCAGAUAUCUGAUUAAGUUCAAAGACACUAUCUACUUUCCUUUCAAGUCUUUUGGUGCCAUCUUGUGCUUCCUGCUCAAAACUGAGACUGAAAACUAAAACCAGUUUUUCCUUCCCAGCCAACAAGUGCAGAGGGGAAACAGUGAGAACACAGUCUCUUGGGUGCACAGCUUGGUUCACAGCAAGUCUCCCACCCUUUUGGGACAGGUGGGCGUGAUAGUGGCUAAACCAGAUGUGAAAACUGGAGGAGUCACAAGAGGCUGAGGAGAAGACCUAGGUGGAAAGAGCAUCAGGGUCUGCCCUUCACAUUUCCUGGUUAGCUUCUCUGAAACUGGAUGGGGUGGGUAGUUAAGAUUAAAGUGAUUUGCUGGAUUAGUUACAUGACCCAUUCCCUGAAAUGACCCACAUGGGACUUGGGUGGAUUUUCCACAGGAUCUGCAUCAUGUGACCUUUGCUUUCUCUCAGUUGGCAGUUACUGAAAGCUAUUUCUAACUGGCAUGACACAGGUGAACAUGAGCCACUUGUCAGGAUCCCUGCUGUGACAGCUCCUCUGUGGAGGAGGGAGGUAUGUGUCUGUUGCUCCCAUGGCCUUGCCUUGGUCACACCCAUCCCUGCCCUGCUAUCUGCAGAGGCACUGCAGCUUCACUUGCAUGACCAGGGACCACAUAACUAAGAUGGCAUUUCACAGUCUGAGUUAGUACAUCUAACAAGAGUCACUUUGUAUAGUGUGACCUGAUUUCUAUUUUUGGUGAGGGCAUCUGCUUGGCUGACCCGAGGUCCCACAGCCUGUCCAAUCCUAGCCACCUCCCCCAUGAAAUCUGAUGUGCAAAGAGCACAGCCAGGCCAGGCAUGGAGCUCCCUUUCCAAAUCUGGACCUGUCUAUUACAAAAACACCUACCAUGAUUUCCUGCCCAGCAGUUGUCAAAGCCUGCGAGUUUUCACGGGCAAUGCAUUUCAACUUGUCCUACACAAUUGGGAUGAGGCCUGUUUGUCCAGGAUCGCUUUUGCCCAAUGCCAUUACCACUUUAUUGUUCCCACUGGCCAAAGGCCACCAUGUAAACCAUACUGUACACCUAACAUCUUGUCACUCAGCACUCAAUGAUUAGUAUUUUUACAACAAAGUUUUUAAAAUGUUUUGUGGGCUAUGGUACUUUUUAAAUCUUUGGAUCUCCCCUACCAAAAAUGGCUUAACCACCCCCAGAACCUUGCUGUGCACCCUGGGUGAAGCCUCCUUAUGGCUCUGAGGACCAGAGACCCUCCUGAUGGAUCCUUCGCGGCUGGGUGAAAGGUCAAUCUAGCCGUCUCUUGAAGACUGUCCUUCAUAAUUGCUAUGUGACUCUUAGGGGAGAACUGGGCCACUGAGGCCUCAGCCUUUG